Messenger RNA from Nothoprocta perdicaria, 3707 nucleotides. It is a transcript of the gene WWC2, whose product is annotated as WW and C2 domain containing 2. The transcript has 23 exons. Gene Ontology annotation, biological process: regulation of hippo signaling; cell migration; negative regulation of organ growth. The coding region runs from base 70 to 3615 and encodes 1181 amino acids. Gene Ontology annotation, cellular component: cytoplasm. Gene Ontology annotation, molecular function: kinase binding; molecular adaptor activity. Lineage: Eukaryota; Metazoa; Chordata; Aves; Tinamiformes; Tinamidae. The record is from RefSeq and is a predicted model, not a curated record.
GGCGGGGGCCUUUCCCGCCUCCCAUCUUUCUUUCCGUCCCUAUGGAGCAGCUAGCCCCGCCGCGCGACCAUGCCUAGGAAAGCGGGCAAUGGGCAGCUCCCCUUACCCGCCGGCUGGGAGGAGGCGAGGGAUUACGAYGGCAAAGUGUUCUACAUCGACCACAACACCAAGCAGACCAGCUGGAUCGACCCCCGGGACAGGCUAACCAAACCCUUGUCAUUUGCGGACUGUGUUGGGGACGAACUGCCGUGGGGAUGGGAAGCUGCGUAUGAUCCUCAGAUUGGUGUUUACUAUAUUGAUCACAUCAACCAAACGACCCAGAUAGAAGAUCCCAGGAAGCAAUGGAGGCAAGAACAAGAGAGAAUGUUAAAAGACUACCUUUCGGUAGCCCAGGAUGCUCUCAGUACCCAGAAGGAACUGUAUCAGGUGAAAGAACAGAGGCUGGCGCUUGCGCUGGAUGAGUACGUGCGGCUGAAUGAUGCCUACAAAGAGAAAUCAAGCUCCCGGACAAGCUUGUUCUCAGGCUCCUCAUCAAGUACCAAGUAUGACCCUGACAUUCUGAAGGCUGAAAUCUCCACUACCAGAUUAAGGGUUAAGAAGCUGAAGAGGGAACUCUCUCAGAUGAAGCAAGAGCUGCUGUACAAAGAACAGGGCUUUGAAACACUGCAACAAAUUGACCAAAAAAUGUCUGGAGGCCAGAGUGGCUAUGAACUCUGUGAGGCCAAAGCCAUCCUAAGUGAAUUGAAGUCUAUCAGAAAAGCCAUAAGUUCAGGAGAGAAAGAAAAACAAGAUCUAAUGAAGAGUCUGGCCAAGCUGAGAGAGAAAUUCAAUCUUGACCGGACCAUGGGGAGAUCAGAACCGGACUUGAGCUCGAGUUCUGUAAGCUCUCAGCUGUCUUUUUCUCGACCAACUCUGGACGCAGGGUCUCAGACGGACGUUUCUGGGGAGGUUGGAGCAAGAAGUAGAUCCAAUUUAGCAGAAAAGGUCAGACUAAGCCUUCAGUACGAAGAGGCGAAAAGGAGCAUGGCUAACUUAAAGAUCGAACUGUCUAAGCUAGAUAGUGAGGCCUGGCCUGGGGCGCUGGAUGUGGAGAAGGAGAAGCUGAUGCUAAUCAAUGAAAAGGAAGAGCUUCUCAAGGAGCUGCAGUUCGUGACACCRCGCAAGCGGACUCCGGAUGAGCUGGAGCAGCUGGAAGCAGAAAGGAAGAGGCUGGAAGAGGAGCUGCUCUCUGUGAAAAGCACCCCCAGCCAAGCGCUUGCUGAAAGAUUGAAAUUGGAAGAGCGAAGAAAAGAGCUGGUACAGAAACUUGAAGAAACUACAAAGUUAACUACUUAUUUGCAUUCGCAGCUGAGGAGCCUCUCGGCUAGCACGUUGUCUGUGUCUUCAGGGAGCAGUUUGGGAUCUCUGGCAUCCAGCCGGGGAUCCCUGAACACCUCGAGCAGAGGGUCGCUCAACUCGCUCAGCUCUACGGAUCUCUAUUAUAACCAAGGCGAUCCGAUAACAGAUUUGGACUAUCAGUAUAAACUUGACUUCAUAUUGCAAGAAAAAAGUGGUUACAUUCCGUCGGGGCCUAUCACAACUAUUCACGAAAAUGAAGUGGUCAGUUCCCAUGGGAGACUGGGUUACAGUGACUCUCCUUCAGCUUCCGACCAUCCAAAAUUGACUGAACCUCCCAAAUCUGUGACGUCGCUGUCGUCAAGAUCCUCGCUGUCUUCCUUGUCCCCGCCAGGCUCCCCUUUGGUUCUGGAAAGUGAAUUUUCAAUGUCAGCUCAGAAUUCCCCUCUGCAUCACCUCGCUGCAGACUUUGAAGACUGUGACCUGCCGGCUGAUUUUGCAGCCAUUAAUCUCUGUGAGAACCAAAUGUUACUGGACUCUGAUGCCAGAGCGGGAUCUCGGAUCCCUACAGAUGAUAAAGAUCUUAAUGAGAGCAUUAGGCAAGCUCUGCCUCCUCUACAUGAAGGAAGCGCAGAUGUUGACUUACCCAGAAGAGCAGCUAGUCACCUGCUUGAGGAGAAAGCAGCUUGUGUAUCUGCUGCUGUGUCUGAUGAGUCGGUGGCUGGAGAUAGUGGGGUGUAUGAAGCUUCUGUGAAACAACCAAAUGAAGCUGAGGACCUUGUCUAUAGUGAAGAUGAUUCGACGRUUCUAGAGGCUGCCCAGGUACAAAUAGGACUCAGGUAUGACCCCAGCAAUUCGAGUUUUGUGGUGAUCAUAGUCCRGCUCAGAAAUCUCCCAGCAUUUUCGGUCCCCCUUGGCUCUAAAGUGUAUGUUAGAGUAGCUGUGCUUCCAUCCUCAACUGACAUCAGCUGCCUGUUCCGCACUAAAGUUCAUCCUGCCACGGACGCGGUUCUGUUCAGCGAGGUGUUCAGAGUGGCCAUUUCCCAGGGAGCGCUGCUGCAGAAGACCCUGAGGGUGGACGUCUGUGCCGUCAGUAGAAGUCGUCGGGAGGAGUGCUUGGCUGGAACUCAGAUCAGUCUGGCAGAUUUAUCACUUUCUGAUGGGACUUGUACUCUGUGGUACAACUUGCUGCCUUGCAAGCGGAUUCCUGGCAAAAAAAGCAAGGAGCAAAAUGAAGAAUCCCUGUUUCUGUUAAGCAAGCAGUCACCAGACUCCGUGGACUUGGAUGCUGUGUCAGCUCUGCUGGAGAGAACAUCGGCCGAGCUGGAAGCAGUGGAACAAGAACUGGCCGAAGAUGAGGAAGAGGAAGAACAGGAGCAAAGGGGCUCUGAGGAGGACUGGUUAGAAAUGCUUGUGGAGGCAGCUGAUGAAGUUGUGGAUGAAGAGGAAGGUGGCACUAAGCUGCCAGCAGAAGGCAGCCGUGCCGGCGAUGAGGGGGUGUGCGCCGAGGCAGCCCAAGACGAGGGCAGAGGGAACAGCGCUGAGGCCCAGGAAAGCCACCGAGCAACCCUAGCACUGGCACUGGUUGAUAAAGAGACUAACACGGAAGAGCCGGUUGAUGAGAGCGCAGCGGUGCGACCCAAGGACAGAGGCAGCUGGAGCUCCAGACAGCGCCCCUUUGUCAGGAACAGCAUGAUCGUGCGCUCGCAAACCUUCUCGCCAGGCGAGCGGAACCAGUACAUCUGCAGGUUGAAUCGAAGUGACAGCGACAGCUCAACACUAGCCAAAAAAUCGCUCUUUGUGAGAAAUGCCACYGAGCGGCGGAGCCUCAGAGUGAAACGGCCGGCGUGCCAGGCGAUGCUGCGGCGGGCGGCGCGCGACGGCCCCGCGCGCACCUCCCUCGACCUGGAGCUGGAGCUGCAGGCGUCGCGCACGCGGCACAGCCGGCUCAACGACGAGCUCCAGGCCCUGCGGCGUCUGAAGCAGAAGCUGGAGGAGGUGAAAGGCGGCGCAGAGAACGACCUGCCCCCGUGUGUGCUGGAGGACGAGCGAUUCCAGAGAAUCCUGCAGCAAGCCGAAAAGCAGGCUGAACAGUGCAAGGAGGACCAUAAAGGAGGGUUAAGUGCCGAGAAGCUGAUGAGGAAAGCGUCCAAGGACGUGUGUCGCCUACGGGAGCAGAGCCAGAAAGUGCCGCUGCAAGUGCAGUCAUUCAGGGAGAAGAUAGCAUACUUCACAAGAGCAAAGAUCAGCAUACCAGCCCUUCCAGCUGAUGACGUGUAAAUCAUGCAUUUUCAUUGAAGUGGUUUUCUACUUGCUCAUCCUUUCUUUUAGAUGAACUUUGUAGUUCUAGUGACCUGCUUUUAAAGAUCUUC